AUGGAAAGUGGUCAGAAGGAAUGUGUGGAAGCCGUCUGGAUCAUAAGCAAAGUGACGCUCCAGACCGGAGAGGCAGUCAGUAAAGACACCUGCAGGCUGCGACCCGGCUUCUGUUCUGAGUCAGAGUUUAAACAUUUAGCAGAGAGCCUCAUGCAAGAUAUCCGCGGUCUGCAGGGUUUCCUGGACCAGACGUCUCGUCAGGGUGUGGACGUGGCUCUGCAGAGAGUGGACAGGAACAUCAGCAAAGUCUUCACCAACCUCUUCACCACCAUGAGGACGGAGGAGCUCAAUAAGUACCGGGACACCCUGCGCCGAGCCAUCCUGCUGCUCAGCCCCCACGGAGCGCACACGUUCAUCCAGCAGGCGGUGGAGACAAACCUGGCCUCCAAGGACAGUCACUGGGUGUUCGUCAAUGAGGAAAUCAGCGACACAGAGAUCCUGGAGCUUACCCACAGUGCACUGGGGCGCAUGACGGUGAUCCGACAGAUCUUCCCGUUGUGGAGGGACAGCAGCACCCGAUGCAUGAGGCAGAACCACCGGAUCUCGUCUCUGCUGUGCGACCCACAGGAGGGGUACCUGCAGAACCUGGAGGUGUCUAACCUCUACCUGUACGACAGCGUGCUCAUGCUCGCCAACGCCUUCUACCGGAAGCUGGAGGACAGAAAGUGGCACAGCAUGGCCAGCCUCAACUGCAUCAGGAAGUCCACCAAGCCCUGGAACGGGGGGUGGUCCAUGCUGGAGACGAUCCAGAAGGGGAACAUCACGGGUCUGACGGGCACCAUGGAUUUCAAGGACGGCGGCUCCAACUCGCACGUCCAGUUUGAGAUCCUGGGCUCCAGUUUCAGCGAGACCUUCGGCAAAGACAUCAAGAGGCUCGCCACGUGGGACUCGGUUCACGGGCUGAACGGCAGUCUGAAGGAGAGUCGGAUAGAGAACGGCAUGCAGGGAGUCACGGUCAAAGUGGUGACGUUACUGGAGGAUCCGUUCGUCAUGGUGGCGGAGAACAUCCUCGGGCAGCCGAAGAGAUACAAAGGUUUCUCCAUCGACGUGUUGGACGCUCUCGCCAAAAUCCUGGGCUUCAAAUAUGAGAUCUACCAGGUGGCCGACAGUAAAUAUGGAUCACAGCUACCAAACGGCUCGUGGAACGGCAUGAUCGGUGACCUCAUCAACAAGAGAGCCGACCUGGCCGUGUCCGCCAUCACCAUCACCCCCGAGCGGGAGAACGUGGUCGACUUCAGCAAGCGUUACCUUGACUACAGCGUGGGCAUCCUGCUGAGGAAACCCGAAGAGAAGAUCAACAUCUUCUCUCUCUUCGCGCCCUUCGAUCUCGCCGUCUGGGCCUGUAUCGCCGCCGCCAUCCCCGUGGUGGGAGUGCUCAUCUUCCUGCUCAACAGGCUGCAGGCGCUGCGCUCCUCCUCCUCCCAGAAUGCACCACCGGGACAGAACUCCAACGGCGUGGGGUCGGGGACUCUGAACAGCGCCAUCUGGAUUGUUUACGGAGCGUUCGUACAGCAAGGUGGGGACGGCGUGGUCAGCUCCGUGGCUCUCCGGAUCGUCAUGGGCAGCUGGUGGCUCUUCACGCUCAUCGUGUGUUCAUCGUACACCGCCAACUUGGCAGCGUACCUCACCGUGUCACGCAUGGACCACGCAAUAAA
Molecule: messenger RNA, 1655 nt
Organism: Notolabrus celidotus (New Zealand spotty)
Lineage: Eukaryota; Metazoa; Chordata; Actinopteri; Labriformes; Labridae
Product: glutamate receptor ionotropic, delta-1-like
Exons: 12
Biological process (GO): synaptic transmission, glutamatergic; modulation of chemical synaptic transmission; monoatomic ion transport
Cellular component (GO): postsynaptic membrane; plasma membrane
Molecular function (GO): glutamate-gated receptor activity; transmitter-gated monoatomic ion channel activity involved in regulation of postsynaptic membrane potential
Source: RefSeq, a predicted model, not a curated record